AUGACAAUUCCAUGGAUGUGGUCUAAUCGAUUUUGUGAAAUGUUUAGAACGAUUAAAGCCAGAAACAUUAAGGUAAUGUGGGCGUUACAUGCUGGCGUGCUUGCCAACUUAAAGAGACAUAUAGAACAUGAACUUAUGUUGACGCAUACAGUUAUGACCACACGUUUAAACAAACGUUUGCGUAAUGAAGAAGAUGUUGAUGGUAGUGAAGAAGAAGAUGAGGAAGAAGUUAAAGAAGAGAGCCUUUCAAAUCAGUCAAGUCAGUCAACAUAUGCUUUUGAAACCGAUUCUUCUGAAGAUGACGACACGUUGGAGCCUGUGUGGAUGAUAGACGGUGAUAACGUGAGCAGGAUCCUUGUUGACUUUAGGUCACGCAGUUAUACAAAAAAUCUCUUGGGACAAGCUUUGACAAUAACUGAAAAACUUGCUGUUAAUCGUAUUUAUCUGAUGAAUCAACAUGAUGACAGUUUUCGUUAUUGCAAUGAGUUGAAUACGAUGAAAGAUAAGUUGAUCGCGUAUUUGGAACUAAGCAAGUAUUAUCACAAGGCUUCGAAUAAAGAAGUCGAGCUUGUGAACAGUGUUGCCUAUAGUAAGGCUAAAGGUUUAGAUAAGGAAGCUAAAGACUUGGCAAGUGCCCAAUUGUCAAUUAGUGAAUUAGAAACGUAUGCAACAGUUUUGUUCAAUUUAACUUCUAACUAUAAUCACUCAUUUGAUCUUGCCACUGUUGACGAGUCGCUUUUCAUUGAAUUAGCUCUAAGUCCUUUUCAAUCUGGACUAACUCUAUCCCCUUUCUGCAGACAUUUUACAUCUUUAGAAGGUGAAGUUGGUCUCAGACCGGAUAUGAAGUUCCAUAUCACAAUCAAUGGUAUCCAAAUUGACUGUCUUUUGAUUGAAGUCAAAUGUCCAAGCAGUACCAGCAAAGAUGAUCUGUUUAAGUUGUCAAUAGAAAUGCAGUUCAUUUUAAAUCGUUUAAUAGAACAUGGUGCUAAUAACUGUACCGUUUACGGUGUGUUAGUGUAUGGUUUCAGUUGUUCUAUGUACAAGAUGACAUUAGUUGCAUCGAAGGUAUAUCUAAUGGUGCAGAUUAGACAAUGUUUCCUUCCUCGCUCUUCAGAAGAUUUUCAUGUUGUAGUUAAUACUUUGUCUUCUUUCUUGCAAUUGUGA
Molecule: messenger RNA, 1164 nt
Organism: Cokeromyces recurvatus
Lineage: Eukaryota; Fungi; Mucoromycota; Mucoromycetes; Mucorales; Mucoraceae
Exons: 8
Coding region: 1-1164 (387 amino acids)
Source: RefSeq, a predicted model, not a curated record